AUGGAGAUUGCAUUUACAGGACACGACUUAGGUGUGGAGCUACUCCCAGGAGAACGACUUCUUGACUUGGAGUAUGCAGACGAUAUUGCCCUCAUCUGUGACAGCUCCCAGACGUGCCAAGCUGCACUGGACAGAUUAGCACUGGCUGUCAUCCGCUUCGGGCUUUGCUUUGCACCAUCGAAGUGCAAAGCUUUCCUCCAAGAUUGGCAGGGAUCGCCUCCUGCGCUGACCCUUGGUGGGGAUCAGCUAGAAGUCGUUCAGAAAUUCAACUACCUGGGAAGUUGUAUCAGCGCCCUUGGGAUCGAAGAUGAGAUCACGAACCGUAUAGCAAAAGCUCGAAGUGCUUUUGCUAGUCUUCGCCACCUAUGGCGACGGCGCGACAUCACUCUCGCCCUGAAGGGUAGAGUGUACAAUGCAGCGGUACGUUCGACCUUACUGUACGGUUGCGAAACCUGGCCCCUUAGAUCAGCGGACAUAAAGAGGCUAGUUACGUUCGACCAUCGGUGCCUUCGCAGUUUGGCUCACAUCUGGUGGGAACACCGCGUGAGCAACGAGCGUGUUCGACGCCUUGUUUACGGCACAGGAAAAGGAUCUGAACCGCUCAGCACCGUCAUUUCACGCACCAGGCUCCGAUGGCUCGGCCACGUGUUACGCAUGCCAGCCCACCGACUCCUGCGACGUGCGUUGUUUGCUCGCCCCGGCGGUGUGGAUGGAAGAAGAGAGGUGGCCAAGCGAUGA
This is a messenger RNA of Dicrocoelium dendriticum, 738 nucleotides long. NCBI's taxonomy places the organism in Eukaryota, Metazoa, Platyhelminthes, Trematoda, Plagiorchiida, Dicrocoeliidae. The record is from the annotation of a GenBank genome assembly.